UUAUUAACGAAAAUGUGGAACUUUAAUAUCGAGGAAAAGGAUGCUGAAUUUCGUGACGAUUUACGCGCGGCCUCAGGUGUUGGGCGUUCGAAGAAGGCAAGGAAGCCAUUUCGUGCCAUUGUUGGCGAAGGCAACCAAGCAUAUAUUGACGGUAAUGUCCCCGAGGCUAUGCGUAUCAUGCAGGAAGUUAUACGCAUUGAGCCUCGGGCGCCGGCGGCAUGGACUGUGUUGGCGUCAUGUUACGAAGGCAUGAACGAGUUGCAGAAGGGGCUUCAACUACGAGUGAUGGCUGCACAUCUGACUCAUGACGCAGACGCAUGGGAGGAGCUCGCCCAAAAGUCCAAAGAGAUGGGAUAUAACCAGCAGGCCCUGUACUGCUAUGGAAAAAUUUACAGCCUCGAUCCUAGCAACGUAAAUGCUCUCUGGGACCGCGCGUCGCUCGCUAGAGAAAUUGGUGACCUGCGGAUUGCUCGCCAGACACUAUUGGCCAUCCUCAAGCGAUUUCCGCACAAUCUUAAUGUGCUAGAGGAGAUUCGACCCAUUCUUAUUGAACUCUCAGAUCUCGCCUUAUGCGCAUCACUAUAUGCUGAUGCGUUCGUGCACUACCAGGGAACAUUCCCUUCGGGCAUGGGCUUUGAUCCGGAGAUACAGCAGGAUGUGCCUGGCGGAGGCUUUGGCUUGAUGCAUCUACUUGUUCUCGCUGAUCUACACAAUACUCUUGGCCAAUACGAGAAGGCAAAAGAAACAAUUCGGAGGGGAUGCAGGUGGCUGCAGGGCCGUGCCUCGCAGAAGUUCUGGGACGUCUGCGAGGACGAUCGAGAGUAUGAUGUCGCGGAAGGUGUCAGAAGUGCGGACGUAGAACUGCAGCCAGGAAUGUAUCCCCUGGAUAUUAACGCUCGGCAUCGACUCGCAGUCUCCAGAAUCAAGAUGGGAGACAUUGAGGAGGGCAAGACACACGCCGCUAUCAUACUGUCACAAGACGCUACCGAGUAUUCCGCCCUUUUUGGCGAAAUCGCAGAUGCCUACUAUGAGCGUGAAAUGUAUGUUGAAGCAGGACAUAUCUACGAGAUUCUUGGCGGAGAUGCAGGAACGAGUAGCUUGUAUGUCUUACUCCAAGCUGCCGCGUGCCGCCGCAUGCUUGGCGAUAUCAAGGAGGCGGCGGAGGUUUACGAGCAUAUAAUUGUUGCCGACCCCACUCACAAUGAGGCAAAGAUGAAGCUCGCCGAGAUAUACGAGAUCAUGAAUGAACCGCGGAAAGCCUUGGAUCUCGUCAUGCAAGGCAAGCGCUCUGAUAUGCUGCGUGCGAGACAGGAACAUGCAGAAGGCGCUAUCGAAGAAGCGACGACUUCCCUCUUCGAAGAACGAGCGCGCCCGAAGGGCAAAGCGGGGUCAAAGAACGCGAACAAGCUCAGUAUCGCGCAAUUAAAAGAACUUGAGGCGAAGAAGGAGCGGGAGGUCAUCCAAAGCUACCAUAGAAUCAAGGAGCUCUGGCCUCGUAUGCUCGCGGGUGAGGAGGAGGCUGAACGCGAGUGGCUUAUGGAAGCCGAGAAGCUGGUCGAAUCGUUCAGGGAGACAAGGCCUUUGUUUCUGACGAGCAGGCAUCAGGGCUUCCGUGGAAUGUUCCCGAGAAGCUCGAGGAGGCAAACAGCUGAGGCGAGCGAAGAGAGCAUGGCUGAUCGAUUGCAACUCGAGCUUGGUGGAGGGCGCGAGGCUGUCGUGCGGAAGACCAAAUCCGAGGUCAAUCCCGGCGGCAUUGAUACAUUCCGAACCAUCUCAUUUGAUGAUUGGCUUCAAGUAUUCCUACAUUACGCUUUUUUGCUCACGAAACGGGAUCAAUAUGACCUCGCUCAGGAGGUGCUCCGUCACAUCGGCUAUUCGAAUGCGUAUCAAAGCCGCAUAGCGCAAGAUGCCAUAAGACUCGCGCUUAUUACAUGCUCUAUUCAUGCUGGCGCUUUCGCUACCGUUGUGGAGCAAUCUCGCAAGCUGAUCAAUGUCUACCAAUUCAAUAAUGAGCCUUUGCGUAUUCUAGUCGCAUCCCUGGGGAGCGGGCUGCGUCCAACGGACGCCUUCCUUGCUUCCACACUCUAUAAGCACCUUCUACGCGAGCUCAAACUCGCUGACACAGCGCUCAAAAGUCCCGAUACCCUUAAGUGGAAUGCUCAGCUCCGCCGGUACGGCAGCGGAGGUGCUAGCGUGAAGGACGAGGUCGACGAGGAUGACGAUACGCUCGUCGAAGGAACACCAGCCCCAGACCAGAAGGCAGUCGGAGACAAGGCUGCCCUUCCGACGAAGGGUAACCCGGUCAGCAUUGCGCUUUACGGCCAGAUAUGCCUUGCUGCGAAAAGUUAUCAGAGCGCUCUAUUUUAUUUGUUGCAUGCGUAUGACUACUGCUCACAGGACCCGAUGAUAAACCUCUGCGUUGCGAUCGCAUCUUUUGGGCGUGCGAUGCAGCGACAAGCAGAUAAUCGGAACCAUCUCAUCGCCCAAGGCAUGGCGUUCCUAUCGAGGUAUCGGGCGCUUCGCGGAGCAGAUGCUGAAGGAAUGGACGAAGUCGAGUUCAACUUCGGGCGUGCGUUUCAGCAGCUAGGUUUACACUCUCUUGCGGUUCGUCAUUACGAAAAGGUCCUAGAGGCGGCCGAACGCACAUGUAGGGACGAUGCUGAGGCAGACUGUGGACUGGCGCGUGAAGCGGCUUACAAUCUCUCGCUAAUCUUCGUAACCACCGGCGCCACUCCAUUAGCCGAAGAUUUGUACAGACGGUGGUUAUCCCUGUGAUCACCAUCCUUAUGGGCUGUUGCUCCGAAGUCACCGCGAUCUCGAUCAAGACUAUACCCGUCUAUCAGAGGUAUCUUCUAGCAGGCAGGCGGCCUCCAGCAUCGCAAUUUCAGCGCACAUAGAUCACCCGUAUAGCAUAUAUGGUUGAUGCAAGGCGAGAACUUCGUUACGAUACCCAACAUAUUCACCUGGACGACGCAUGCACCAUGACGGCGGCAGCACUUGCAGUGUGUACCUUACUCCUGUGUCAUCAUCGCUUUGACGCUCUACAAGAGCUGAACACAGUACUACUCUAGUGUCUGUUUCGCGAGUUGUCUCGAACACUUGCAGCCGCUACGUCUCGCUGUAGAAAAUAUGGUUGAGAGCCACUCGAAUCCCUAUUCAAGUAAACGUUGCAUACAGUGU
Molecule: messenger RNA, 3180 nt
Organism: Postia placenta MAD-698-R-SB12
Lineage: Eukaryota; Fungi; Basidiomycota; Agaricomycetes; Polyporales; Adustoporiaceae
Exons: 16
Coding region: 13-2775 (920 amino acids)
Biological process (GO): transcription by RNA polymerase III
Cellular component (GO): transcription factor TFIIIC complex
Molecular function (GO): protein binding
Source: RefSeq, a predicted model, not a curated record